Sceloporus undulatus (fence lizard) is the source of this 4831-nucleotide messenger RNA. It is a transcript of the gene PDE3B, whose product is annotated as phosphodiesterase 3B. Gene Ontology annotation, cellular component: membrane. The transcript is spliced from 18 exons. Bases 219 to 3677 code for a protein of 1152 amino acids. Gene Ontology annotation, biological process: signal transduction. The record is from RefSeq and is a predicted model, not a curated record. Lineage: Eukaryota; Metazoa; Chordata; Lepidosauria; Squamata; Phrynosomatidae. Gene Ontology annotation, molecular function: 3',5'-cyclic-AMP phosphodiesterase activity; protein kinase B binding.
GGCGGAGAGUAGUUCCCUCAGCGUCGAGUGGAAGUCAGGAGAGGAGUUUCCCCGGCGUGCUCCGGGUUCUGUGCCCGCGGAGUCCUUUGCGGCCGGGGCAUCCUCGCCGUUGCCCGCCUUCCUGCUGGGCGCCGCGCGGCGGGUCUCGUUUGAAAAGAUGAGGCGGCGGCGGCGGCGGAGAAGCAGCUGACGGAGGGCGCCCUCUCUGCUCGGCGCUGAUGCCGCCCGCCAUGAGGGAAGCAGAAGGGGAAGGGAGAGCCGCCCGCCCGGCUCCCGAGGAGUUUCCCGGCGGCCUCCGGAGGAACGGCUUCGCCAAGGGGUGCGCGGCGGCGCUGCCCAGGACCCCCUCCCGGGGCUUCCUCUCGCUGCUCCCGGCCGCUUUCCGGUGGGGCGCCCUGGCGGCGGCGUCGGCGUCGGUGGCGGCGGCGUGGGCGCUGCUUCCGUGGGGGGAGCUGCUCCGGUGCCUGAGCCCGCUCUUCAGCCUGGGCAGCGCCUUCUUCCUCCUCUCCUGCUUCCUGGCCGGGGGCGAGGGGGGCGGAGGCGUCCCUUGGUGGCUCCUGGCGCUGCCCUGGUGCUGCUUCUCGGGGGACCUGGCUGCUGCCCUGCUUAGCCCCACGACCACGGAGCCCGGGACGGCGUGCGGGCGCCUCCUGGCCUCGCUGAGCGCCGUGGCCGGGCUGACUCUCUUCCAGCGCAGCCUCAGGCUCCGGCGCUGCCUCCUGCUGCUGCCCUUCUCCAGCCUCGCCUGGCUGCUCGCCCUCACCGGCUUGGCCCCGCUGGCCCCGGCCCUCAGGCCCCUCCUGGCCGCCCUCGCCGGCUCGGCUGGCUCCCUCCUGGCCCUGCUCCGAGGCCGAGGGCGGCUGGGCAGCCCUGCUCCCGACUCUGGCUGCUCCUGCUCCUGCUGCUGCUGCUGCUGCUUCUCCCCGGGCAAGGGCUCCCAGCUCCAGCCUUGCCACCCAGCCAGGACCCCCGGCAGCGAGGAGAAGGUGCCCGUCGUCCGCCCCAGGAGGAGGUCCAGCUGCGUCUCUCUGGGCGAGAACGGCGGAGGCGGCGGCGGCAAGGUGUCCGCCAGGAGACCCUCCUUGCCUUGCAUCUCCAAGGAGCAGAUGAUCCUUUGGGACUGGGAUUUAAAGCAGUGGUAUAAACCUCACUAUCAGGUUGCCAUCUCAUAUCUUCUCCCAGUUGAAGGGCAUGGUCCAAGAAGGGAGAGGAAAAUAGCAGAGAAUGUGUGCAAUGGGACUGGAAUUGAUCUUUCUGUACUAAAUGAGACUCGCAACAUGGUGUCUGAUCUCCUGAAUGAUCCAAUCCUUCCUCCACAUGUGAUCUCUUCACUUCGAAGUAUCAAUAGCUUAAUAAGUACUUUCUCAGGCUGUUGCAAACCAAAAAUUAACCCUUUUACUCCAUUUCCUGGGUUUUAUGCAUCCCCAGAAAUGGAAGACACAUCUGACAGAGGAGACCGUAAGCUGCACAAGACAAUGAACAGCCGAAAUAGUUUACCAACUCCACAGUUAAGGCGGAGUUCAGGAGCAUCAGGCUUACUGCCUAUUGAACCAUUGUAUAGGUGGGAACGCAGUAAUGGCAAACGAGCACAUCACGAGUGUAAUGCUUCAAGCCAAGCAUCUUAUUCUAAUGGACCUCUCAGCACAAACCUGUUGACAAUACCAAAACAAAGAUCAUCUUCAGUGACUUUGGCUCACAGUAUUGGAUCAAGACGAGCUGGAACUUCCCAGAAUCUAAUUCCGGUGACUUCUCCUAGUAGUGGAUUUCUCUUUGGUGGAUACCACAGGUCACCUGUAGAAUUUCCUGACACUGCUGAUUUCCUUACUAAGCCAAGUGUUAAUAUGCAUAAAUCUCUGGGAUGCACCUUUAGUACUUCAGAUUUUCAGCAACAAUUUAAAACAUCUUCACAUUAUACAUGUAGCAGUUGUGGACGACAAAUAUUCAAGACCGUUGCAGCCUCGUUAUCUGAAUCCGUAACAGAAUAUCAAAACCACAGAUCAGGUGAAGAUGGAAAUAGUGAUGUUUCAAAAGACUCAGCCCACUUUAUAGAAAAACAACAAGUUGAAAGAGGAGAAACAAAAAAUCACAAUCAUCAAACAGAUCAAACUGAGAGUAAUCAACUGGAGAUAGAGAAUGAUUAUUCAUUAGACUUGAUGGCAAUAGAAGACUAUGAUUCAUUAAUAGAGAAAAUGAACAACUGGAAUUUCCAAAUAUUUGAUCUUGUGCAAAGAAUGGGAGAUAAAUCUAGAAGAAUCCUUAGUCAGGUUGCAUUCACAUUGUUUCAAGACACUGGUUUAUUUGAAAUUUUCAAAAUUCCAACUCAGCAAUUCAUGAACUACUUUCAAGCAUUAGAAAAUGGUUACCGAGACAUUCCCUACCACAACCGAAUACAUGCAACAGAUGUUCUUCAUGCUGUGUGGUAUCUAACAACAAGACCAAUUCCUGGAUUUCAGCAAAUACACGGUGGUUCUUUGACAGGAACUGACAUUGAGGAUCCAUUGAGCCAAGGAAUUACAAAAGGACUAGCUUGCAUUUGCCUAUCCCAUGGCACAGGUGAUUGUCUAAGCCAGAUGUCGCAUUAUUUCUUGGCUGCUUGGAACCCUGCCUUCAAAUUCAGGCAUGCGCAAAAUAUGCAACACAGAGAUACAGAAAAUGGUAUUUCAGCUGGCCAAGUUUCAUAUAUUUCCUCCAAGAGCUGUAAUGUUUUUGAUGAAAACUAUGGAUGUUUAGCUUCAAACAUUCCAGCCUUAGAAUUAAUGGCUUUAUAUGUAGCGGCAGCUAUGCAUGAUUAUGACCACCCCGGUCGUACAAAUGCCUUUUUGGUAGCCACAAACGCUCCUCAGGCUGUGCUGUAUAAUGACAGAUCAGUUCUGGAAAAUCAUCAUGCAGCUUCUGCUUGGAGUCUCUUCUUAUCUCAACCAGAAUACAACUUUCUUCCUGAUCUUGAUCAUGUACAAUUCAAACGAUUUCGAUUUUUAGUGAUUGAAGCAAUCCUUGCUACAGAUCUCAAGAAACAUUUUGAUUUCCUUGCUGAAUUUAAUGCCAAGAUUAAUGAUGUAAACGGUCAUGGUAUUGAGUGGAGCAGUGAGAGUGAUCGCCUAUUGGUGUGUCAGAUAUGCAUCAAGCUGGGAGAUAUCAAUGGUCCAGCAAAAGUUAGAGAUCUGCACUUGAAAUGGACAGAGGGCAUUAUCAAUGAGUUUUAUGAACAGGGCGAUGAAGAGGCAAGUUUGGGAUUACCUAUAAGCCCUUUUAUGGACCGGCAUUCUCCUCAGCUUGCAAAAUUACAAGAAUCUUUUAUUACUCAUAUUGUUGGUCCUCUCUGUAAUUCCUAUGAUGCAGCUGGGUUGCUUCCAGGACAGUGGGUUGAUGAAAAAGAUGAUAAUGAAAGUUUUGAAGAUUAUGAUGCAGAAGAGUUGGAUAGUGAAGAGGAUGAAAUGGAUGACUUUGGCACAAAACUGCAGAGAAGAAGAAGACAGCAGAUAUUUUGUCAGCUAAUAUACCAUUUGAAUGAAAAUCAUAAAGUAUGGAAGAAACUAAUUGAAGAAGAAGAACUAAAUAAAUCUGAAGAUAGUAAAAAGACAGAGAAUACAUCUUUAUGUCAAACAGAUGAGAUUCAAGUUAUUGAGGAAGCUGAUGAAGAAGAGGAACAUCAUCAGGGAGAAGAGAAAACAUUUUAAGAAGAAUUUAGAAAGAUAUACACAAUUAAUCCAUGAAGCAUAUACUCUUCAGACUGAUAUAGUUGACAGAACUAUGAAAGAUCUGAAUACUGUGAAAAGACAUCUGCUUCACUAGCAGUAUCCCUCUCCUGUGCACUUUCACCUCAAGGAAUUAGAAACUUUAUUCAGAGGUUUAUUGAAUAUUGUAUUCCAUGAUUCAAGGAUGUUCUACCCAACUUGGUAUUCAAAUACCUUGUUCUGAUGGCUUGCUGAAAAUAGCUGCUUAUUAUGAAAAUGAGAUUUUGAAAAAACAGCAGCUUCAGUUACCAAAGUCACCAAAAUAUGUUGCUUCUAAGAGCUUUUUAUUACAUAUAUACACACAUAGAGUGGGCCCUUGGUAUCCCCUGAGGUUUCGUUCCAAGACCACUCGCAUCCCUCUGGAUACCAAAAUCCAUGAAUGUUCUAGUCCUGUUAUACACAAUGCCCUAGUAAAAUGGUGCCCCUUAUACUAAAUGGCAAAAUCAAGACUUGUUUUUUGGAAUUUUGGGAGGUAAUGUUUUCAAGCCAUAGAUGGUGGAAUCUGGAUGCAGAGGGCUGACUGUAUGUAUGUAUGUAUGUAUGUAUGUUUUGGAAUGUGUAUUUUAUUUUUAAUGUGAAUCUAAAAAUCACUGUGCCUAUAGGUAUGAAUGUUAGAAUUCACAACAAUUUCAUUUACAAUAGUUUUCUUAAUAGCUAUUUUGAGCUGAUUUAACCAUUUGAUGACUGCAACCAGAAAAGCUAAUUUCUGAGUUUUGUGGUUAAAAUUGAAUCCCAUAUGCAUCAGUUUGAUGCUUUUUACUGUGGUGCAUAACCUGCCAUUUUAUUUUUCUGAAAAUGUUCAGGUUUGCAGUGAGUAUCCAGGCUAGUUUGCUAAAAAUACACCAGUUGCCUUUUUCUUACUGUUCUGUAAUAGGACAUAAAAGCUGUUUCACUGUUUAAAUAAUUAAGGGAUUUUAUUCUUUUAACCAAUUAUAGGUAUGUUCCACUCUUGCUCAGGUUUCAUGUUCAGAAAUAUGACACAACAGAUUUUAUAUUUACAAUCUUGUGCUAAUGCUAGAUGUUCAUUUUAAAGUAUACCACCUUUCUCUUUCUUUAUAUGUAAACUUUAGUAGAAUUAAAGGAUUGUUUUCUAUAAA